UCCCGGGUGACGUCACUACCAGCAACCAAUGGCACGCUUUUUCCGUUCCUGGCCUAACCUUAGUAUAUUAAAGAACCUUGGCUAACGACAUACUCUGGGAUUGCGCAGACGUGCCGGAUCCCGCUUCGCGAACUGCGUUCGAUUGAGUCGACUGAGAUGAAAGAUUUUUAACAUGAAAGACAUAUUUGCAGAUCAUCAGAUGAAAAUAAACACAGAUACAAGGCGAUAAAAUAUAGUAAAAAUUGUAUGGAAAUGUGAAGCCUUCUGCGAAGCGAAAAUAAAGCAAAAACUGACCUGUCUCACUCCGACAAUGACUUAUUUAUAAGUAAGGAAGUUACUCUAAAUUGGCGAAAGAUACAUCGACAGGACAUAAAGAUGGAUAUAUUUCUGAAGAAGAGACACUGUGAUAUUUUCCUUUGCGUCGGCUUAUUUUUGUGCUGUUGUUUUAAAUUAUCCAUUCCCGAAACAAGAAUUUACACAGCUGGUGAAUGGGAUGGUACUGCCGAAGAAAAUAUCUACUUUUCUACAAGUAGUCGAAGGGAUUACAAUGAUCCGAAGUAUCUUGUUCUGGCAUCUAAUAUAGUCCGUCCUGGUCAGGUGUAUCGGGUGUGUGUGUCUGUGCUGUCAAAUAGCGAUCCAUUCCACGUGCGUGCCUCUCUUCACAGGGAUGGAGAACAAGUUGUGGCAGCAUCCGAGAAAGUUGACCCACAGCGCGUGACAACAUUGCUUAUGCAGGUCCCUUUUAACGCUAUCCCUGGUGCAUACAGGUUAAAAGUCGAAGGUCAUGUGGAAGGUGAACUUGGAGGUUCGAGAUUCAGCAAUGAAACGGAAGUAGGAUUCUCCGAACGGUUUCUAACCAUUCUAAUUCAGACGAAUCAGUUGGUUUACAAUCUGGAGCAGAUGAUGUAUAUUCGUAUUGUAUUGCUGACUACCGAACUGAAACCGUUCACUGAACCCAUCGACAUAUAUCUCGUGGAUUCAAGAAGUUUCGUAAUGAAACGCUGGGUGUCUGUGUAUCCUUAUCUAGGAAUCGUAAACUUAGAAUUUGAACUGCCAUACGACUUUCCCGAAGGAUGGUGGACAAUCCGAGUCGUAGCUCUUGGGCAAACUGAAGAAAGUAAGGUUCUUCUUGAAAGAUGGUUCAGUCACAGAUUUGACGUAAAUGUUGGUACUCCUACUUUUAUUCUUAAUUCGGAGGAGUAUCUCGAAGGUCAGAUUUUGGCCAAUUACACCAGCGUAGCAACGGUAACUGGAAAUAUUACCCUUAAAACAUUCUUGAGACCCUUAGGCAAAUAUCAAGAUAUGGGACUAAACUGGAAUGAUCGCUAUCUGGAGGAAUAUGUCGACCUGUUCCAUGGAACAUACGAUUUUAGCAUUCCAAUGUCAGAGUUGAGAAACCUUGCAGUGCCUGUUCCUUUGGAGUACUGUGAAAUUGAAGUCCAAGCAAUUGUCGGAGAACGCUUCUAUGAUAUUCUUGUUUCUGCAUAUGCACGAGUUCGAGUGGUAAAUUCUAGUAUAUCUCUGCACUUCUUAGGAGUUAAUCCUCAAGUUUUUAAGCCAGGGAUGCCAUUCAAAACUCAUAUUGCUGUGUCAUAUCAUGACCUUGUGCCUCUACCUCCAGAAAAACUUACAAGUUCAAAAGUCGUCAUAUAUCCUUUAGUUAUAACAGGAGCAGGACGACGGGAAAUGCCUGAAAAAGAACUUCACUUUAAUGGAGAAGGUGUUAUUGAAAUACUUCUUGAUACCCCCCAAAAUGCAGAAAAGCUUAUUAUUCAGGCUUAUUAUGAAGAUGAUAAUGAUAGAGAGACCAACGCAAAAACUGAACUGACUGUUUUAGCUCAAUAUGGCCAUAAAGAUCGUCUCUUACAAAUUUCAACAAGUACUAAGAAAGCCCAGGCUGGAGAAUAUGCUGUAUUUCAUGUCAGGACAAAUUUCUAUUUAAAAUCAUUUGAUUAUUUGGUUGUGGCAAAAGGUAUAAUUGUUCAAUCUGGAACAGAGAAAGUUCUAGGUAUGAUACAUAGCAUUACAACAUUCUCUGUUCCUGUAUCACCUGAAAUGGCUCCAGUUUUUCACGUUGUUGUUUAUCAUAUCACUGCUGAUGGAGAAGUUUUAACUGAUAGUGUCAUUUUGCCUGUAGAUGCUAUAAAUAAACAUAAGUUUGUUUUAGAUGUAAAUAUGAAACAAGAACGAUCUGGUAAUAAUAUAGAACUUGUGCCUCGGCUCACAUCCGAAACAAUGGUUGGUCUUUGGGGUUUUGAUAGUGAUCAUGUAUCAACUCAUGGACGACAGCAAUUGACCGUAACAUCAAUCACAGAAGCAAUGUAUGCUUUUGAGAAAGAUUAUUUAAAAUUUCAUCGCACUGUCUGGCGAGAUAGAGAUGGAGCUCCUGAUAAAAUAAAUUAUUAUACGACCCACAAUAUUGCCAGAGACACAAAAACCUCUUUUGAAUUUUCCAAUUUGAUGGUAUUUAGUAAUUUGGUCAUUAGUUCAAUGCCUACAUUUUGUAAUUCAUCUUUUGAUUUGAGUUCAUGUCUGUCUGGGCAAUGCUAUCCUACACAUAAGAAGUGUGAUGGGAUCAGAGACUGUGAUGAUGGUACCGAUGAAGGAAGUUGUUUUCAAAAUCAGUUGAGCGAAGAUAAAGAUCUUUUUGAGUUUUACUUGUAUCGAAGAAAUAGACAAGGUGCAUUUUAUGAUGCUACAGCUGGUAAUUUUGCAUGGAAGAAUAAAAUUAUUGGGGAAGAUCAAGAAGAGUAUGUUCCUACUGUUGCUCCGAAAGGUCCAUCGGCAUAUUUUAUUAAUGCUGUAGCUAUGAACAGAGUCUAUGGACUUCAUAUAUUACCUGAACCUAUAAUAUUUGAUUCAACCAAGCCUUUCUUUAUUAAUGUGGAAGGUCCAGAAGAAGCAUCAAUUGGGGAGCAAAUAGGACUUCGAGUUUCAGUUAUCAACUAUCAGUUUAUUGAAAUAAAGGCAGAAAUCAUUCUUGCUGGUUCUGAUGAUUACCGUUUUGUUCAAGUUGAACCUCUUGGUAUUGUUUCUUCCUACAACCCUAGAACAGCCAGUGGAGAAUGGCAGCAUCUUAUUUAUGUAAAACCUGUUAGCCAUGUGUUUGUUCACAUUCCUAUUGUUGCUACAAAAAUUGGAGAAAUUGAAGUGACUAUUAUUGGAAGAACACAAGUUGCAAAAGAUGUUGCAACAAUGACUAUAAAUGUUUCUCCUGAUGGAGUUCCUGUGCAUCGACAUACAUCUCUGCUGCUAGAUAUGCGAAAUGAAGCCUAUAUGAUACGCUAUUUGGAUGUUAAUGUGACAGAAGAUCCUAUAAUACCAUUUGUAGAAACAUAUAGACAUUACAUCUUUGGUUCUCCUAAAGCAAGUGUAUCACUGAUUGGUGAUGUUGUUGGAGCUCCUUAUCCAACUGAUCCAGCAUCUCCUAUUGGGUUAAGAGCUUUGAGAGUAGCAGAGCCGGUGAAAUCGGGAGAACAUAUCAUGUUUGAUUUUGCGUAUACGUUGUAUACUCUUACUUACCUUAGGCUUACUAAUCAGCUGCGCUCGGAUACAAUGCGAGGAAUGCUAGAAUAUCUUAAUAAGGCUUAUGUUUACCAGUCUGUGUUUUAUAAGAAUGGAGCCUUUACAAUGUUUAAAGGUGAACAACCAAGUUUAUGGUUAACUGCUUAUUGUGCAAGGGUUUUUCGCAUGGCUCAGUACCCAGAUUGGGAAAAUUAUCUUUUUAUUGAUCCAGAUAUGUUAGUAAGAACAAUGGAAUUCAUUCUGAAACAUCAAACUCAGGAAGGAUCAUUUUACGAAAUAAGUGAACAACCGUGGAAUCGGAAAGUGAACGUUUUGGGUAAGAAAGACCGCUACAACAAUUAUCAGAAUAUUACUUUAACUGCUCAUGUGUUGAUUACUCUUAAUACCGUAGCUGAUUUGCCUGGUAACAUACGAGUAGAAAUUUCGAAUGCAAAAAAUUUAGCUGUCAGAUAUCUGGAAAGAAAGCUGCGUCACCUUGAAGAUCCUUAUCAGGUUGCUAUAGUAACAUUUGCUCUUUUGGAAGCUGGCAGUGUUGAAGCUGAAGUUGGCUUUAAUAAAUUAGACAGUCUGAAAAGGGAAAGAGAGGGAUUAGUCUACUGGAGCCCUGAACCUAUUAUCUCAUCAGAAAUUCUCUAUCAAAGUCAGCGACCUUUUAUUCUGCCUCGCCUUCCAAAUAAGUAUGACUCUCUUGCUGUUGAAGCAACUGCUUAUGCGCUUUUGAUAUAUGUGCGGUAUAAUGGUGUUAUCCAGGACCAAAUAGUUAAAUGGUUGAAUACCAUGCGUACAACGGAUGAGGCAUUUAUAUCGUCACAGGAUACAAUUGUGGCAAUGCAAGCUCUAAUUGAAUAUUCUUUUCGAACUCAUGUGAGAGAUAUUACAAGCAUGAAAGUUUCUGUGGAGUCCAGUUCUAAUGCUGGCUUUAUUCACUCAAUGAUUAUUGAAACUAAUAAUCUGGCAGAACAAAGAAAAGUACCAAUAGCACCAAAUGUCUGGGGCCAUGCUGAAGUUUUAGCUCAAGGGGCUGGUUUAUCUGUCCUUCAAAUGGAUGUUCAAUAUAAUGUGGAUAAAGAGUUUCUUCUCAUUCAGCCGCCUGUACCAGCAUUUGAUUUAAAUGUGAAGAGUUAUUACCACGGAAGAAAUAAAUCUCAUAUGAAUAUUAAAAGCUGUGCGAAAUGGACAUAUACAGAAGAAAGCGAAACAAGUGGUGUAGCUGUUGUAGAAAUAUCCCUCCCUACUGGUUAUUUUAUUCAUAAGCCUGAGAUGGAUAAAUAUGUAUAUAGCAGAGCAGUCCCUCGUCUUCAGAGAGGGCGUGUAUAUCCCAAAUCUGCCGUUUUUAUGUUUGAUUAUCUAGACACAUCUUGGUCGUGUGUCAAUUUCACAAUACAGAGAUGGUAUCCGGUAGCAAAUAUGACUAGGUACCUAAAAGCAAGAGUAUAUGAUUACUAUAUACCAGAGCGAUAUAAAGAAGUAAUUUAUGAAGACUUUGAGUUGUAUGUUUUGAAUAUCUGUGAAGUUUGUGGUUCUUAUCAGUGCCCAUACUGCCCAUAUUUCAGCUACGCUGCCAGGCUUGAUAUUCAGUGGAUGCUCCUGGUGGCUAUGGUAAUGAUAGGAAAAUUUUUGAGGACGAGAAUUCAGUUAUAAAAAUAAAAUGCCAAAUACUCAUGAUUAAAUCAACUUAUUCAUGAACUAUUCAUUUUCAUUGAAAGGUACGAUGAAAUUGCGGUAAUAAACUGCCUAUUUGUGCCAGUAAAGAGAUCUUUCAGGGAGGAAUUUUUUUUAAUAGAUGUGUUCUUUCUCUCGUUUUUAUUUUUCAUUUUUUUCUGUAAAAAAGGAAUCAUGUUUUUAAUCUCACAAAAAAUUUUUAUGUGAUGAAGGCAGCAUAUUUUUGUUUAAUAUAUCUGAGUUACAUUUAUGUGUGUUAACUAUUUAUUUCAUUACAUGCAGUUUUUUAAUGUUCCUAUGUAAAAGAGUAUACGAAAAUAUGUAAAAAAAAAACAUGUUUCUCCUUUUAAAACUGAUAUUACACAUUGAAAAAUGUCACCUGAAAUCUAUGAAAACUGGAAAUACCUAAGAGUACUCCUUCUAAAAUAACAUGAAUGAGAUUCAUGAAUAAUUUCGUGAAUGAGAGUCUAAAUGUGACACAAUAAAUGAAAAACUGUAAACUAACUUAUUUUAAUAUGCAAUGAUAUUUAUGUCAAUGUGUAAUAUUAUUCAGAUAUGUUGAUUUCAUUUCACAUAUUUUACAAGCUCUGUGAGCUUUAAGUUAGCAAAUUUCAUUCAAAAGUUAAUUUUAAAAAAUGUUUCUAUCAGGAUCUUUAUUUAUAUAAAUAAAUUAAGUUAUUUUAUGCCGUUAUAUUGGGUUGAUAAUUGAUUUUCACGCAUCACUGUAAACGUGCUUCAGUAUAUAUAUAUAAAUUAAUUCACAUACCGGGCGAAUAACUGCACUUAGAAUUUAAAAUAUCAUUUUUAAAUAAAAUAGCUUGUUUAUACCACCAGAUGUGAAAAUGUAUUUAUUUGUUAGUCUGUUUGCAAUAUUAUUUGCAUUUUAUCUAAAUCAGUUGUCUUAAAUAAUUUGAAACAAUGCUAAUGUAGGAAAAAUAGAGAAAUGUUAAAAAUAUAAUAUUUAGCUAAUUCUUAACAAGCACUUAUAAUAUUUUUGAACAUAACAGUACUGGAUACUUGAAAAUAAAGUUAAAUUUUACUUAUCUUUUAUUCACUCAUCCGUUUGAGGCGAAAUUCCUCCCAGGACGGAAAUGUUCUUUGCAGUUGCAAAACGCUGCUGUCUGGAUGGCCGGUGUUCCUCAGAUGUAGGCUUGAACUUCCUUUUGUUGUCACGCUCCUCGAUCCGUCUUGACUUCCAAGGGCAAUUAUUCUCCUGACGGGUGUCUUUUCUUCCCCUGCGGACACAUCAUGGAGACGGACACGUUAUCAAUGGACUGGGGUGGGAUACCGUACGUUUUGCUGCCUGUUCGCCUUCGUGGAGAACCCUCUGAUGUGUGAUGGCCAGCGGCCAGGGGUUCCACCAGCUGACUUGGCCGCUGUCGUUGCUUCGUAGCGUGCUGAGGCUUUCCUUCCGCGAAACGCUGAUGGCAACCCUGUUGUUUGCUGACCGGCGUUGAAGACUGUUCCAGUCUUUUUUUCUUUUCACUAGCUCCUUCUCCUGGCCUUGUUCCUUUUUUCUUUCCUUUCCCGCAUUGGCUUUAUGCCUCAUAAGCUGCUUAGCCAGAGUCCCGUUGGCUUUCCUCUUAGAAACCACGUCUAGAAGCUGUAUUUGGCCUGCCGCUGCCUGUACUUGGCUUCGAGAUCUACUACCAUCGGCUUCAGUGGAACUCUGCAAUAAAUCUUUAAGAAGAGUCAUUUCAGAACGAUCGUAAUAUUUUUUUAUCUGUUCGCCGUUGGCUUUUGAUUCUUCACCAUUGGCAUUUUUAAGAAUCAAUGUUGUUUCUCUAAUACUUUGAAUACUAAACGCCCCUCAAAUUUUGGGCAAAAUUUUGCUAAUUUUGCAUCGGGAGCACAGGAUAUAUUAUGUUUCAGUUUUAAUACCAUUUCCCUUGCUUUAAAAUUUCUUUCCCGCCGUCUUUUGUCAUAAUAGUUUUUGUUUACUUCUUGCUAUGUCAGAAGAUUUAAUGGCCCCAUCGACUAAGUUCUUUAUAUCCGACAUUUGAAACUCCGGAACAUGUUUUUGCACAAAAAAUAGUCAAUCGAGGGUUGCCAUUAUUUUCCUUCCUAGAAAUAAAUCCGCAGGCGUUUUACCAGUCAUUUCGUGUAUCAUUGUACGUAAUGCAAACUCGAGCUGAUCAACCGAACCUCCAAUUUUUAUAAAACUGUAAAGUGUUCUGCAGUAUUUAAAUAAAGAACAGAUCAGCUUCUUAGUAAAACAUAAAUUUUAUUCUAAGUUCACGGAGACAGAUAAUUUAAAGUAUAAUUUUAUCCAUUAUAGUAUCACACUCUAGGUUAAUUUUACUAUUUCUUUCUUGAAAAUUUUUCAUACACCUACUUUUAAUUCUUCUCUUUUCUGAACCAUUUCCGUUUUUUUCUUUAAGGUAAUUAGACGCUUUAGUUUGAAAUCUGGAAGCUCUUCCCAAGGUACGAAAUUUGAAGCGGGUAUCGCCGCAU
Messenger RNA from Stegodyphus dumicola, 7641 nucleotides. Its product is annotated as CD109 antigen-like. Lineage: Eukaryota; Metazoa; Arthropoda; Arachnida; Araneae; Eresidae. The record is from RefSeq and is a predicted model, not a curated record. Gene Ontology annotation, cellular component: extracellular region. Gene Ontology annotation, molecular function: protein binding; endopeptidase inhibitor activity.